Python bivittatus (Burmese python) is the source of this 10299-nucleotide messenger RNA. It is a transcript of the gene SYNE3, whose product is annotated as spectrin repeat containing nuclear envelope family member 3. Gene Ontology annotation, biological process: nuclear migration. Gene Ontology annotation, cellular component: meiotic nuclear membrane microtubule tethering complex; cytoplasm; nuclear outer membrane. The record is from RefSeq and is a predicted model, not a curated record. NCBI's taxonomy places the organism in Eukaryota, Metazoa, Chordata, Lepidosauria, Squamata, Pythonidae. Gene Ontology annotation, molecular function: actin filament binding.
UCCACGGGACUAGAACUCACGGUUUCCCGGUUCCUAUCCUGGUGCCUUAACCACUACAUCAAACUGGCUCUCCACAGUGCUAAUUAGUUUUGGCUUUUUUACCCGAAUUACUGGAAAUAUUACAAGGAUGUGCUUUUGAAUGUGUGUUUCUCGCGUUUCUUGCCAUCAGUUUUCCCUCUUAUAGCAACAGCAACCGCACCAAGUUACUUCCCCCAGGCGCCCGGCUCUUGAACGCCACGCUUUCCGCCACCUUUCCGAGUUGCCGUCUCCCUUUUCAUCAUAUACAGCUCUUUAUGUGCUCAUCACGUGCAUCGGCACAUUUCUGCCCCCGCCACCGCUAAAAUGAACAGGUUUCCAACGGCGCGUGGAGAUGGGAGCGGCGAGUCCUUCCAUACGAUCCCUUUAACCGGCGUUGUCAGCCGAAGUGGAAAAACGCGCUAACGCGACCCAAAGACGGCAAGUCAGCGGACCCUUCUCUCCGGUUCUUGUGACUGAACCUUUGCCCCGGGGAACUUGAUCGCGCCGACAGCCACAGACCGUGGCGGGAGUAGGAAACGACGUCGCUGCCCCGGCGGAGGGGAAGAGACCGCGGCCGCGAGCAAAUGAGAGUCCGGGGCCAGCCUAGAUGACAUCUCUUCUAAUGCAAUGAUCCAGCAGCCCCAGAAUGAAUUUGACAGCAGUGUGGAGAAAGCAGUAGAUUGGAUGAAGACCAUCCAGGAGAGACUGCGGAUCAAUGACAAUACUAAGGGGCCUCGGUCUGCCUUGGAGGCCAGACUCAGGGAUACAGAGAAAAUUUGUGCUUUGGAACCUGAAGGGCGAUUGAAAAUGGAUUUGGUCCUAAUGAAGGCUGAUGCUCUGCUUCAGUGUAUCAGUGAGGAACAAAAACAUGAAAUAUUAUCCAGGCUAAAGGAUGUUAAGGCCAUGUGGGAAGAAACAGCCAUAUACAUUACUCAUUGUCACAGCCGCAUUGAGUGGGUGUGGCUGCACUGGAGUGAAUACUUGAAGGCCCAGGAUGAAUUUUACACCUGGCUUCACAAUAUGAAGGUGACCCUGGAACCUGACAUAGAGUUGCAGCUUGGCUUAAAGGAGAAGCAAUGGCAGCUUAGCCAUGCUCAGGUUCUACUGAAGGAUGUUCAGAAUCAGUCAACCUUGCUGGAACGGCUGCUGGAGGAAGCCAUGUCUCUGUAUAACCGGAUUGGAGAUGCAAGUGUUGAUGAAGAUGUCCAGAAAAAGAUGAAGGAGGAAUAUGAAGAAAUCAGGAAUGAAGCAGAGAGAAGAGUGGUGUUACUUGAAAAGAUAACAACAGAACAUGAGCGAUAUAAGAUCAGUGUUGACCAGUUUCAGCUAUGGCUGACCCAGCUAACAGAAAGAUUAAACUGCUGCCUUAAUCAAGAAUCAAAACUGCCAGCAGAAAAUAGAAUUAAAGCAUUACAGGACAUUAUAAAAGAUGUAAGGAGUGGAGAAAAGAAAUUCAAACAUCUGGAAGUGCAGUCUGUAGAUGUAAUGCAAAACACCUCUCCCCUGGGAGCAGAAAAGAUGAAGGCUGAGCUUGAGGAUCUGAAAAAAGUCCUGGAGAAGCUGAAGCUGGUGAGUGUGGAGGAAGAAGAGAAACUGCUGAAGAGCCUUCAGUCUGAAAAUACCUAUCACACCCAGGCCAGGCUGCUAGAAGCCGAGGUUCAAGAAUUCCGUAAAGGCCUACAAAGACUAGGGAACCAUUUUGAAAAGGAUGAUACCAUGAGAAGCGAUGAGGACUUAAUCUCUUUGUGGAGACAGUACAUGGCAACAAAGACAACUCUUACAGCAGAAGAAUCAAAGGUUGAGAGACUGAAGAUUCAACUGAAGGAGUUGUUCAAGUUUUCACAAAACUUGCAGCCUCUUUCUGAGAGUGUGAUCCAUGCUAUACGAGAAUAUCAAAGUCUGAAGGGGAAGAUGUUUAAAAUGAGCACGGAGACGGAAACUGAGUUGAGGCAGCGCUUCCAAAACCCCCUGAGGGAGUUUCAGCUGUGGAAACCAUCAGCUCAGCGGCUUCUGGACACCACAGCCCAUGUUUCUGAUCCUGCCUUGACAGAUGCGUUCCUGCGUCAGAUUGAGAUCUUUCUGGCUGAAAGCUCCCACCUUAAGGAACAGCUCCUGAAAAUCCAGUUGAAAAAAGAUUUCCUGAAUAAUAUUUUCAAAGAGGAGAGAGCAAAGUUACUCUUGGUGGAAGUUAGCGAUGCUACAAAGGAAUUAGAAAACCUGCACAAAGGGCUACUCCAGAGGAGAAGCAGGUUACAGGCUUUGGUAUCACAGCAUAAAGACUUCGAUGCAUCCUUCAAGCUUCUGCAGAUGGAAUUGUCUGCUAUCAGAUCCAAGCUAAAUGCAGAAAAAGAACUGCUGCCUGAUCUGGUGGGUAAAGAAGCCCGGCUGCAAAGGCUAGAGAGCAUCCAAGGAGACCUGGAGGAAUGUGCAGUCCAAAUGGAAGAAAUAGAGAAACUUGUUCCAUCAGAUCCAGCACAGAUGCAUAAAAUAAAACAGUGUUCUUCUGACUGUCAAAUACUUAAGAGAUCAUUGGAGAUCAUGAUUGCACAAAGUAAGCAACACAUUCAGAAACACUGGGCUUUUAAUGACAAAGUAUCAGAUCUCCGACAGUGGCUUACAGUGACCAAACAGAAACUGGAAUCUUACUGCGAUGCCAAAAGUCACACUGCAAUUUUGGACUUGGAGAGAUUGCAAACUGAGUUUCCAGGUAGAGAGAUCCAGUUACAUCUCAUUGAAGCCCAUGGGCAUUUGGUUGUAAAAGAGACUUCUUCAGAGGGAGCUGUGAAUAUCCAGGCUGAGGUGAAGAAGCUGAAGGACUCAUUCGAGUUCCUUGAAAACCUGAUGUCAAGGACAGCAGUUGAUGUGGGUAAGAAGAUAACCUGUGUGGGCAACAGGCAGGUGAAAGGGGAUGUUUCCAACCACUCAUGGGGGAAAGUGGCUAAGGGCGAAGAUACUAAUGAGCUCCAACUUAUUAAGAACUUUGAACAAUGGUUGCAAAGAGAAAACAACAAGCUAUCUAAAAUUCUUGCCAUGAAUUCAUCCAGCAAUGAAGAAGUCAAGGCAAGAUAUAGCAAGCUAAAGGAGCUUCAGCUUAGGGUUCCUGAAGGUCAGUAUCACUUUGAAGAGCUUCUGCAUCUUCAACCAGCUGGCCGGAACUGGGAUGAACUAGAGGAAUUGCGCUUCCAAUGGAUGCUCUACAAAUCCAAACUGAAUAACUCUAACAACACAUUGAUGACAAGCUCUUUCAAAGAACCAACCCCAUUCAGAAAGGGUCGACCCGCAGGUGCAUGUUCCUUCCUACGUCGUGUGUGCUGUGCAGCUUUACCCCUCCAGCUGCUGCUGCUGCUGCUGCUGCUCCUUGCCUUUCUGCUCCCUCUAGUGGAGGAGACACACAGUUGCAAGCUCACCAACAACUUUGCACACUCCUUCAACUUAAUGUUGAGAUAUAAUCGCCCACCGCCAACUUAAGUUCUCCAUGCCUGCGAUGCAGCUAAGGUGAUGGAUUGCAUUUUCCCAGUGGCUUUCCCCUGCAGAUCUUUAUCUUGUUUGUGUAAGUCCUUCCAGAAUCAUGGUGAUGGCUAAGGGGCCUGUUUAAACUGGAAAUUUGGUUAAAUGACCACCAUUAUCCGAUGUAUGCUCAGGCUAGAGAAAUGAAGUAUUCAUAUUUAGAGCUAAAAUACAUUUUUAAAAUAUAUGACUAUAUUUAUAUUGUAUAUAUGAUUUUUUUAUAUAUGUAUGUAUAUCAAAAAUGUCCUGAAAUCAGUGUUUUCAACCAAUCCUGCUCUUUAUUUGACUAUGUCUUUGUUGCAAAAUAGUCUGUGUUGAGCACAAAAAUGAAAAGAAUGAUAUAAGAAGAUGUGAAAACUUGACUUGCCACCCAAAAGUAGCAGCAGCCAUGUGUCAUUCUCCUUCCUGUGUCUGUACACACAUCAUUAUGACACUUUUGAUUGCCAUCCGAUUGAAAAAAUAGUAAUUGAUUAAUUGCAUUAACCAGUUAACUUCUUAUUGAGUCUAUGCAAUAUGAAUAAUCCAGAUGUAGUUGGAUUUUCUAAUCAACCCUUCCCAUUGGCCACCAUGGCUGUUGCUGAUAGGAUAUGUCAUCUGACAAAAUACGGAUGUGCCCAAGCCCUGUUUGAGAAGAUGCACACAUAUGCUGGAGAAGGCAUUAACUUAUAUCCUGGGAAGGGAAUGAGGGACCCCUCUUUUAAGGUGCCACUCGCCCUCUGUAGAUUUUACGUAUGCCUACAUUAAAAGUAGUAUAUUUUUAAAAAUCUACUGCCCAGUUAAUUAUAGUUGAUUACUAUUAAAGGGAGAACCAUAGCUCAAUGUUAAAUAACAGUUUUGCAUGCAAAGGAUUCCAGUUCCAAUCUAUAGCAUAAGUUUGAGUUGGCUUGAAUCUCUGGAGAUUUGCUACAGAAAACAUUGCACUAAAUAGUCCAGUGGUCUGACUAAAUAGGUUGCUGCUUCCUAUUUCCCCAUAUUAAUUGUUUAAUCAAAUGUGGUCAUCCUACUGAUCAUUAUGGCUAUUGCCAAUAUCCUCAUCUCACUUUUUUUUUUAUCUGUUUACCUUACUAGCAGAAAAAGGAAACCAUCAUGGGGUUGCCAUUUUGAUCCUAGCCAUGAUAGAUUUUUUAAUCACAUCUCAAUAUACCUAAUGCUCAAACAUUGAGAAACUAACAAAAUUAACAAGGGAAUCUUGUGAUAUAAAAAUUCAUAGAGAAUGCAGAAGCAAAUGGUAUACAAUCAUAAAAAUAAAUAAAAAAGGCUGGCUGGAUGACUUUGGGCCAGUCACUCUCUCUCAGCCCAACCCACCUCACCCUCCUGGUCAUAUUCCCAACAGCAAGUAUUAGGUGGCAUAAAGCCUUUGAUCUUGGAGGCAGGAUAUAGCCAGCAUAAUUAGUAGCUCCUGAAAGCCUUAUUUGUCUUAUCAGCUUGUCUGAUCCCUUUUCUACAAGGCCUAGGUGAUGAGACUUAGGUUCACGUUAGUGAAACCGUUCAUACUAUGAAAUAUUUUCAUGAAAAUUUCAUGAAAAUAUGAAAUAUUUUCAAUGAAACUAAGUUCACACUAUAGCUGAAGUGAAUCAUGAUCUGAUUUGCCUCAACAAAACAAUUUGAGUGGCCUCAAACCACAUAGGCCAGUGUUGCAGGAGAAGAUUCUUCUCAGACUUCUCUCCUAGUGCCAGCUGGAGAAUUCCCAGGUUGGGCAGUUUUGGGAUUGUCCACAGUAUGCCCCAGAGCUGCCUGGCCUGGAAGACUUCAGUGGAUGAGGUUCUGGCAAGUAGUUUGGACAAGGCAAGUACCACAUUCUCAGGAUUGCUUGCCUCUUCCUUUGGCAAGGAUUGCAGAGAAGACAUCACUUACCUCCUCGAAACCAUACGCCAAAAGCUUCUGGCAGAUCAUCAAGAGAACACACCAGGCCGGACAGCUUCAGUGUUUGCCAAAAUGUCCCAGCCUGGAAAACCUUCAUUCAGUGUGUGCCAAGUGACUGCUUUUGGUGUACACUAUAAUCAGUCACAGCAUUCACUGAAACUGCCAUAUCAGGAAGCCCUUGGACAGUGCUGUAGGAGAAGGCUUCUUUCAGCCUUCUCCUGUAGUACUCACACAAGGAACUCCUUUCAGCCUUCUACCACAGCAAAAGCUCUGUAGGAGAUUGCUGAGAGGUGGUAACAAAGUACAGUGAGGUGAACCAACAUGGUCGCUUCACUCUUAGAACCGUCAGGACCACUUUGCUUUCCAAUGGUGCUUUAUGCAAAUCUCUGUUGAAGUCAAAACUUCACACAACUGUACUUUCUCCAUUUUGUGGAAAGGCAUGCCAAUAUAACUAUGCACCGCAUGAAGAAGGAUUUAUUUUUGUCUGUCCUCAAUUUCCCACUAUUCAUCUAGAUUUGGUUGACUUGGAGUUCUCAUAAAUAGUAAACAUAGUAAGCAGGCAGUUAGAAUAUUUAUCUGAUUGUUCCAUGUAGCAUAGUCAAAUCAGAGCUGGCACAUUGUAGUUCAGAUAGAAUCAUAUAGUGUGCUUUUAAUGUUCUGCGAAAAGGAGAGAAGUCAACUAUAGUUUUAUGGUGUGUGUGUGUGUGUGUGUGUGUGUGUACUUCAGCUGGGUUCACAAAUCAUGCUAAGUCAUAGUGUGGUUUUCUUUGAUUUUAGUUUAAUAUGUUGUGCAAGGUUUUAUAGUAUGUAAAUCAUGGUUUAUGGCUUGGCACAAUUUGGCUUUUUCAGACAGCAUUGUAAAAAAAAUGGCAGCCAUGAUUUAGUGCAAUGUGUGAACCCAGUCCACUUAUGUACCAGAUACGUAACCCAGUGGAGGACCUACUCACUGCCUUCUUAAAUCUUAAGAAGUGUUAAAGAUAUUUGAACAUGGUAUGGAUGGUGCAGCUGGAACCCUGAGCCAUAUUCUGAAUCUGCAAAGACAUUGCAGUGCAUCUGGGAGAUACAGGAAAGGGCAUGAAAAGGAGACCGGGGGAGGGGGGAAGACAAUGAAGAAGAGGAAUGAUGGGGAAGGCAAAUUGGCAGGCAAAAGAGAAAUGUAUCAUCUUGGGAUCAGUUAGUUCAAAAUAGGGCUGCUGACUCUCCAACAAUUCAGUGGCCCUCUGCCUUUCACAGUAACAUGAUAGACAUGCAGAUAUUGGUAGGGGAUAAUGUUUUCUCUCGAAGAUGUGAAAAGCUUCAUCUGUCAAUUUCUACACAUCAAGUAGAAGAGUACAAGAAAAGCCAGGACUGAUCUUCUGGCAACCCUAGGUAAGACUCUGCUCUAGGGGUCAUAGGAUAGGAUGCAUUCUUCUUACCCCUCUCUGUUUCAGACUGCAGAUUGAUGUAGUUGGCAGGGUGCAAAAUUACAUCUGCAGAACAAUGUUGGUAACAGAUUAGCCAAAAACAACCCUUUGAACCUUGGACCAAUUGUUUUCCUUUUCCUAUCCCUCUUCCUUUUCUCUAAGAAAAAAGCCUUUCCGCAGCUUGAGUUGCUACCCCAAAUCCCCUACAGAGCAUAAAAAUGUCCUGUGCAGAAUGGUGCAACACAUCCAGAGUCUCCAGCUUGUCUCUGUAAAUCUCCUACAGUCCAGAAACCAAGCAUUUGGCCUUACCCAAAUACAAUUAAGAGACAGAUCAUAUGAGAUACUGUGCUAAGGAAGCAGCUGAUAGGGUGGAGGAAAAGAUGUGUCCACCUGACCCAAACCUCAAUGCAAGGAAGAAGCUAAUUUAUCUCCCACAGCUGUUGUUUCAGUAAUUCCCUAGCUAACAAUUAGCUAUUGCUGUGUUAAGGUUUUGCUUAAUGUGUUAUGUGGUUUGGAAACCAUGAUCUGUGGUUUAGCAUUUGGGCAAAGCUAAUUAUGUUUUAUUCAGUAAACCACAACUGUGGCUUAGUAUGAUGUAAGAACCCAGCUGAUAUUCCACACACAUCUUUACAGGGAAUCUUAAUAUUAUUUUAAUUAAUAUACAGUGCUUAGGUUUUCUGGAAAGGAAAUCCAGAUAUUCAUAUUGGAAGGAUGUAUGGAUCUCCUGUGGAAAAUAAUGGCUGCAUUCUGUGAAUAUGUGCCAUCAAAGGCCAUCUGGGGAGAAAAUAAAGGCUUAUGUGAUUCCCUCCCCUUUGUACAAAGCUUGUGUUUGCAGGAAAAUUCACUGUAUCCAUUGUUAAUAACAACAACAAGACCAGCUGCAGCACAUUCAGUCUGAAGGCUUAGAGUCUAAAACGAAAAUGGGUAUUACUAGUUCAUUUGGCAACUCCAAUCUUUUAUCUCAAAUACAGAAAUAAACAUUGAAAUGCAGGAGGCAGCUGAAAAGUGGCAAUAGGCCACUCUUCAGUGCACACUAAUCUAGAAUGUGUGUCUUGCAAUCUAUUAUCCUUUGCAUAGAUUAUUAUUAUUAGAGGUAGACCUGAACUGAGACAGCAUUCAGAUGAGUUCAGGUAUUUUUCUCUUCUUCUUUGCAUGCAAAUGCAUUUCUCUUUUGUAACUCAGAAUAUUUAUGAAGAUAAAAUAGCUUUUCCUGAAGUUCUGGGGAAUGCAAACAUAUGAAAGCUGAAAAGCAAUAUUUGUGUUUGAUUUGUUGUUGCUUUUUAAUCCACGUCUUGAAUGCUCAAUCCUCUGCCAGGAUGCCUGUUAGUUGAAAUAAGCAAACUGCAUGAUCAGUUCAAUAUAAAAACCAACCCCAGUCUUGGAAACAGCAAAAGAGAAAAAUGUUAUUCUGCUUCAUACCCAUGUAUAGAAACUACUAUGGUUCUAACCAGAAAUUAUGACUAUACUAAAUUUUAUUGAGACUAAAACUUAGAGUGGAGAAGUUGUGCUCUCCUCUCUGAAAACAUUCUGGAACAAUAUAGCUUGGCCUUGCAUGAUCAAAAUGCUUGUAUGUCAGGGAAGGUAGGCAAUCUGGUAUCCUCUUGAUAUUUUUAUUAACGAUUCCAUCCUAUUGGCUACAUUGACUGGGACUGGUAAAUGUUAGUCCAUACCACUGGGGGGUGCCAGGUUGCCUAUUCCUGAUACAGAAGAUUCCCUCUGCUCUUUUGUACCCCUGCCUAGCCCUUCAUUUUGACACAGAUGUGAGUUAGCUAUGGACUGCGUGCAUGCCUCAAUUUUCUGUUCUGUAUUCUGUCUGGCUUAGUACCUAUCUGACUUUGGCUGACCUUGAAAGGAUGUGUUGGGUUUAAUUUGAUUAGUACUUGAACAGGAGACUACCAGGGUUGUGAACUGGACCAGGAAGUCAGAAACUUUCUGGGUGAAGGCAAUUGCAAACCAUUUCCAUAUUGUUGCAAAGAAGGAUGUGUCCAUGAAGUCAUUAGGAGUUGAACUUGACUCAAAGGCGGCUGUAUAUAUCUACAUCUGCCAAGCAUGUAUCCAGGCAUACCAACAGCUCAGCAAUAUAACAGAACUUUGUAGGCUAAUUUGGCUGUUAUAAGACAAGGCUUCUGGGCAAUGACAUUAUUUUUCUGUCAAAAUACUUUCUGCCUUUCUCGGGUAUUUCAUCAAGCUUCAAUCUAGCUCCACUCAGACCCACAAAAGAUUCCCUGUGCACCUGCUAAAGUGGAAGAUAUUAUGCUUACCAUUGUUUAUAGCAGUGAGACCAGCAGUAAAGAUUGAAGUUGCCCUUUUGAGUUACUAAAAUAAACUUUAUUCAGUGCUAGGCAAUAAGUAGUUUUAGUAUUCAUGUGUUGGAAUGAAUCUGACCUGCACAAAUGCACAGAUGGCCCUUGUUACUCAUGGUUCCAUUACCUGUGGUUUCAUGUAUCUGUAGUUGUUAAAAAGAGACCAGACUUCAGUGGUAACAGCUUUCACAUUCCUGAAAUUUUUAAAAACUUUAUGCAUAUGCAAGAUGAUGGGCAAACUUUUGUGUAUUCAGAAAGUAUAUUUUUUCAAGGUCUCGUUAUCUAUAGUAUCAUUAUCCAUGGUUGCUAAACUGGAUUGGCAUCUCUGCAAAUUUCCCAGCAGAAAUAUAGAAUCCCAUCAUGUCCUCCACCCAUGCCAGGAGAAGUACAUCUCCCUAAAGCAGUUGCCUUUCUCAUUUUAAUUUCCACACUAAACUGGUAAGGCACUAAGGUGCCAGAGCUUUUCUUAGAUUCCGAUCCUCCCCCCAGUUGCUUAAAAGAAAACUCAGGUGUCUUUACUGGGUUUUGGACUUUUUACUACUGUGGAUUAAGAGCAGCGGCUGUUCUGCAUAUAAGCUGCUUCAAAUGAUUUAAGCAGAGGACUGAAGCUGCUCAAAUGCAUGUCACUUUAUUGCAUUAAACCAUAUAUUCUGAUGUUCAACUUCACUCACGUCUGCUUGCUCAAAGCCUAGAUAUGGUUGGCCUUCUGAAGCUGCAAUCACAUUAGUUGUUACAGUCAUUAAUCCCCCUUCUGUUGAUUAGUGUGUCAUUUUCAAUAUUGCACAGGCUUUGCCUUCCAUUUAUUGCUUUAAUCCUGUGGAAUUAAAUCUUUUGCAUUGUUAAAGUUAGCUGUGUGUGCAUAAUGUAAAUGGAACAUGCACAUAGACCCACUGUUUCUCCACUAUACCUCUAUAAAAUUGGAAAAGGCUUCUGCUACAGUCUUGAUUUUGGAGAGGAGAAAAACAUCUAUUUUUCAAUCUGCCUUCCUCUCUUUUUAAAAUGAGUCUUAGUUUUGUUUAAUUGAAAACUUUUAUGUUUACUAAAUAAUUAUCAGAUGUCCCUGAAGGGUAAGAUUUACCCUCAAAACAUUAAUUCGACCUGUAACCUGACCAGCACCAUCAUAAUUGCAUGUUGGAUUCACAAGACAAGCAACUUAUUGUUAGUCUCUCUAUAUCAGUGUUUCUCAAUCUUGGCAACUUUUAGAU